Heterocephalus glaber (naked mole-rat) is the source of this 3282-nucleotide messenger RNA. RefSeq names its product TIFA inhibitor (gene Tifab). The record is from RefSeq and is a predicted model, not a curated record. NCBI's taxonomy places the organism in Eukaryota, Metazoa, Chordata, Mammalia, Rodentia, Bathyergidae. Gene Ontology annotation, biological process: positive regulation of canonical NF-kappaB signal transduction. Gene Ontology annotation, molecular function: protein binding.
UAGUACAACUGUUGUUCUCAUAAAAAGAGGAAAUUUGGAAACACAUAUAUACACAUAGAGAACACCAUGUGAUGAGGAUGGCAGAGAUAUGAAUAAAGCACCUACAAGCCACAGAAUGCCACCAGUUGCCAGCAAGCCACCAGAAGCAGGGCAAAGGUAAAGAAACAUUCUCUCAUACAACGCACAGAAGGACCCAACCCUGUCAAAACCUUGAUCUUCAAUUUCAACUCUCCAGAAAUGGGCAAAGACAGGAUGCGUGUUCCCUUCGCAAGAGAACACACUGAGCACUGGACCUGGCCCGCAGGAAGCCCUUGGAAGGGGUGAGCUGUUUGUAUUCCACCUUGGGGUCUCCAGCAGCCUUUCUGAUACCCAGGAGCAGGAUCUUGACCAUGGAGAGGACACUCAUAAUCCUACAGGUGAACCUGUGCCACCCCACUCUGGGCCCAGCUGCUUUCACCAAUGUCCCCCAGCAGUGGCAGCAUAAUACCAGCCCACUUCUUGUUGGGCGGGGGCAGGAUGCCGACCUCCAGCUGUAGCUGCCCCAAUUCUCCCACCAACACCUGUCUCUGAAGCCCUACCUGGAGAACGGCAGCACUCUAUUGACUUUUUGUCUCAAGGUCCUGAGCCAAAAGAGCUGUGUGUGGGUCAAGGGGCUGCCGCUGAGGCAUCUGAAACAAGUCCCCCUGAGCACCGUCAGCAGAGUCUCCUUCUGUGAUGUCCAGAUGGUGGCACAUGGAGGGACCUCCCCAGAGGCCUUUGUCUGCUGCUUCCAUCUCAGUCCCUCACCCCUGAUUUACCAACCCAAGGCUGAGGAGAGUGAUAAAUGGGAAGGCAUCCCAUAGGAGCAACCUCCCCCAGGUUCAGGAAUGCAGACUCCUAGUCACCUGCAGUAUCUCCACAGUCCUUCUCAGACUAAGAACAACCCUCUCCAGCAAAGGCCUGGAGAAGGAACAGACCUAGAGGGAGGCCCCAGACACCACACUCUGCUAGCUCUGCCUCUGAGAGCAAGCCAUACUAAAUCAGGGCUUGAAAUAUUUGAGCUACAUCAUGAGAGGCUGACAUGCAAGCUUGACAUUCAAGGCCUCCUGGCUGCCUGGCUCAUAAUGAACCAAUUCUGCAUCAUGGAGCAGCUCCUGGGGGUGGGGAAGCCCCCUCUGUGGCUAGAGGUAAUGAGAAUGUCAUAUUCUUUUAGAGGCCCUGAGGGGUUCUCGGGGGCCCCUCCCAGCAUUACCCCACAUUUUCCCCCUUCUCUGACUAGGAGUUACUUUAUGUUGUUCAUUUUGAGGGCUGCUUAAGAGCCAGAGUUUGAGAUUGCAGGAGGAAUGCAUGGACACAUGUAGCAAUUACAUUUGUGGUAGCUCCAGGUUACCUUCAGCUUUCAAAUACCCACAGGCACUUGGGGCUUAGGGAAGCCUGUGUCUAAUAAACUGCAAGUAUUUCAUUAAGCUGGCAUACCCAGUAGGGUUCCUUGAUCCCAAGACGGGCUACAUGCGUGCCACGUUGUCAUGCAGAGGCAGCAGUGGGAAACCUGGAAGGGGUGUAAGAGGAAAUUGGAAAGGUAGGUUUCACAUUCCUGGAAAGGACACUGGCGAGCUCAGGACUUCCAGGAUAGGAGCUGGGAGCUGGGCCUGCCUGGAAAUUCAUUGUCACUGUCAUUCUCCUCAUCCUCUCACUCUCCCAUUCUCUGGCACUACUGGAGCAAAGCUUUGGCUGCCCCGAGGGCAAGAUCUUCAGAGAAAGAUGUGUCCCAGAGCAAUGGGCUCUUUCAGGACUUAGCCUUUGAGGCAUGGGGUAGAAGGAUGGGUUAGAAUUCAGUCCAGCAAUUACUUCACUCAGGGUGGGUCAUAUACCAAUGGUAGGGGUGGUCUGCAAAAGGGGAUUUGUAAAGAGCCAAGCAGGUUAACGGUGGGAGGAUUUUCUCAGCUAAUGGGGGACCACAAUGCCAGUAACCACUUACCAUGCCAUCCUGCCACGGGAGAACAUGGCUUAGAAAUAGUCCUCACCAGUGUGAUGGAGGAAGGAACCUACAAAUUCAGAUGGUCACCAUGGUCCCAGACCCCUACCCAUCUCAAGCACUGAGGGCAUGAUGCUGCCACUUGAUGACCCACAUCCUUGGGGUCUGUAACCACCUCCAGUGCUUGCCAUUCCCCACUGAAGAAGAAAGACCUCAAGGGAGACUACAGGAGAUUCAACUCCACUCCUAGAUGCUGAGCUUUUUCCCCAUGGGGAAGAUGGCACCAGAUAAGACUCAGCCAUGUCCUUACUUGGAAAGCUUCCCCAUGAAUAGGAAAUAAAACAAGUAUACACAGAUAACAGCCACAAGGCAGAAGAGAGCAAGGGCUUCCAGGGAGGGGAUGGUCAAUGCUGGGACUCCCAAAGCAGUCCCUUAUUCAUUCAGCAAACUAUCACCAAGCACAAGCCCCAGGCUGAUAAAGUCUCUGCCUUUUGGUAGCCUCAAGAAAGACAAAUAUUCAGGAGCUAAUGACAUAAUUACAGAUCUUGGGAAAGAUGGCUGCAUUUGUGCUUGUGUGGGAAAGAUGGCCAUGAUUGUGUUUGUCAUCUGAUGUGGAGUUUGCAAACAGAAGCAAAAUUUUGCUGAACACUUGUUUUUGAACCAAAUUGGUUGUAAAUAGAAGCAUUCGUGAACUGAGGUAUUACUGUACAGUAUUCGAUUACCAUUGUGAAUGAUGCUAUAGCUAUUAGAUUUUUCUCUCCUCUAGCUGAACUUAACAGUUAGCUCUACUGUUAAGUGGCCUUGUUAUUGAUGCUUACCAUGUGCUCAGGGCUCUGCUAGGUGCUGUACACACAGCUUCAUUUAAACCUCACUCCAGAGAGACAAUGGCGUUAACCAUAUUUUACAGGUGAGGAAACUGAGGCCCAGAAAGGUUAAUUGUCUUGCUCCAAACCAUACCAUUCAUGAACUCUGUGAUCUUGGGCAAGUAACUUAGCUUGUUCUUGCCUUUAUUUCUCCCUUUGGAAAGUGGGUAAGGCAACAGUGCCUAUAAGAGCUGUUAUGAGGGAAUUAAGGGCAGCAAAUGCAAAGUGCUUAGUGCAGUGCAUGGCACACAGUAGGCACUCAGUAGAGUCAGCCACUGUCAUGAAACCAGAGAGAGGGAACCUAAUACAGACCCAAGAACCUACAGACCCAAGGGCUCACCACCAACCUGAGGCUAAGGAAGACUUAGACCCUGGUAAACUGGUCAUAAAGCCCAAGGGCUUCUCUGACUAAGGGACUAAGGGUUUUCCUGUAGCUAUGGACCUAGUGGACAGUUGGGAGGAGAU